AUGCCUUACAAAAGGCGGUGUUUUGGCUCUUCACAUGGGUGGUUAUUCAUUAUGAAAAAACCUAUGAUCAUAACUCUCUUAAACCCAUUGAAUGGGAGAACUAUCCACCUCCCAGAAUUCAAAGAUCUUUCGAAUGAUUACCAGUACUGGAUUGAUAAAGAUGACUAUGAAUAUUUCAUUUGUAAAGGUAUAUUAUCUACAGAUCCUUCUCAAGAUGCAAAUAAUUAUGAAGUUGUGGUCAUUUAUGGUGGCAUGAGAACAUUGGCAUCCUGCAAAUCAGGGGAUGAAGCUUGGACUUUCUUGGAUUUGAAAGAAGAUUACUUAUUUUCUGAUGUUAUUUACUAUGAAGGUCGACUCCAUGGUGUCACUGAAAGGGGUGGACUCAUAUGUGCUGAUGUUAUCAAUGAUGAGAUGACAAAACCUUUGUGGCUUGAAACCAAGAGCUUGGGUGAUCAAGCAUUAUUCUUGGGAGACAAUGAUUCUCUAGCUGUUUUGGCUUCAAAUUUUUCUGGAUGCUUUCCGAAUUCUAAUCAGGUCGCUGGAGUUUGUGUAGACCGUGGUGCUGGCGAGUGGCGAUGCCCUUCACCAUUGACGUUGGCGGAGCACUUGGCCGCAUUUGGGUAG
Ilex paraguariensis (yerba mate) is the source of this 624-nucleotide messenger RNA. The record is from the annotation of a GenBank genome assembly. NCBI's taxonomy places the organism in Eukaryota, Viridiplantae, Streptophyta, Magnoliopsida, Aquifoliales, Aquifoliaceae.